AAGAAAUAAAAUAGUACUCCAAAAAUGUAAUCAGAUUCAUUAUAUUUUUACAUAACUAUUGACAUAUUUAGGCCUCUCUACAAGUGUCACAUAUAUAGCUCUGAAUAUAUGGUGAUAUGACAGAUUCCUAUAUAAAAAAAUAAAUAUUACAGUGCUUAAAGCUGUUUAAAUAGAUUUGUUAAUGCAAAUAGGCUUUGUAUUGCGAAAAAAAGAGAAGAAACGUGAAAAUGGGAGUUAUUUAUUAAACAUAAACCUGUGUUGUAUAUACACCAAGCAGUAAUAAAGCAUGGACGUGGGUUAGGACACGAGUGGACAUGAAAUGGUCACUUGAUAAAAUUAAAAAUUUCAAUGUUCGAUUUAUUUAAUCAGAUAAAUGACCAAUUCACUUGAGUCAAGAUGACCGACACUUAAAAUACACACUCAAAAACAUAUAUCUUGUUUGAAUUAACUAUUCGCUUUGGACUUGGCAUGGACUCGGAGUUCCUGAUGAAGAUGUCGGUAGUUGUAGUUUUAUACGCGGUCUUCUCAUUGCUGUAAAUUAACCCUAAACUACAUCUCCCAAUAUUUCAACAAAGUAACACCUCCCAUUCUCCGUUCAUGCACCACGCCCACUAUUUCUCGGUCCGCGGGGAAGUCGCAAGAUGGCCGACGUCGCUUGAAAGUACGUUCCUCUCCUCAGUAUGAAGUUUGAGUGAGACAGAGCGAGGGAGCUUACGGUGGCGGGUUUUUUUUGUUUUAUUUUAGUUGUUUUACUUUCUUUUAUGUUCAGCAAACCAUUUCAUUCCGAACCGCACAUGCCUCGGAUUUCUGUAAGCUAGUUGAGUCGUCAGUCACACCGGGCUAACGAGCUAAGUUGGCUAGUUAGCUGGUCUGUUCGCUGCAGGUUUCGGUUAAAUCACUUGUCUUGCUACUUGUCGAUUUCCAGCACAUACUGUUUAGACUUUACAAAAUUCAACAAUUGCAGUCGGAUACGAAUUAGGAAACGGUAUAAACAAGUUAACUGGCAUCUUUCUGGUCGUAAAUUAGCUACUGUAAAGCUAGUUUGCUAGCAUGUAGGAUUAUAUUUUGGACCUUUUCACCGCCGUCGAUAUCACUAGUGCCGCCGUUAUCUGCCACUGUACACCAGUUCAAAUUUGGUCAUGGUUUCUCAUCGGUCGAUUUUAUAGUAAUCAAACAAUCUGUAAUUCGGACUGGUAUAUUCUGUGCGUUAGACCGAGGACGCAAAGUGAAGAAUGGAUAUAUGUUGCACGUUUAGAUCUGAACCUUAGCCUCGCCCACGACUAGUAUUUCACAGAUUUACAUGCUCAGUAGACACGAUUCAUUUUCUAACCCCGGGUUACUUAGUUACACGUUACUUUACUCAGCCAGAAAGACCGAUUCAUACGCCGAUUGUAACUCUGGAAAGGGCGUACUCAUCGGUCACAUCUCUUCCGCACGAUCACGGCCACUCUUGAAACGUAAACAGGACCGAAGUAGGGAAAAAUAAAUCCACCAUGGGAGUUCAGGGCUUUCAGGAGUAUUUGGAGAAGCGAUGCCCGGGAGCGUCGGUUCCGGUAGAUCUCCUCAAACUGGGCCGAACUGCGAAUCGAAAUCCUCCACACCACCACCAUCACCACCAUCAUCAUCAUCCCCCACAUCCCCACCAUCAUCAUCCUCAUCACCCAAACGCGCUGCCCGCGCCACCUCCGCCGCCCGCGCGCAUCCUCGUGGACGCAGACUCGGGCCUGCAGCGCCUCUACGGCGGUUACCAGACUGACUGGGUGUGCGGCGGCGAGUGGAAUGCCAUGCUCGGCUACUUGGCGGCCCUGUCGCAGGCCUGCUUGUACCAGGGCGGCCUGGAGCUCGUCGUGGCCUUCAACGGUACGCUGGGCAAAGAGCGCUGGCCCGAGUGGGCGCGCCGAGCGCAGGCCCACAGACAGACCGCGCAGCUCAUCGUCAACCACGUGGGCAGCAAAGGCACGCCGCCCCCGCGAGCCUGGUUCCUGCCGCCCGCCUGCCUCAGCCACUGCGUCCGCCUCGCCAUGUUCCGCUUCCGCGUGCGGGUGGUUCAGACUCUAGAGGACCACCACCAGGAGGUGCUAUCUCUGUACAGAGACUUUGGAUUUCAGGGCCUGAUUGCACAGGACUCAGAGUUUGCUCUAUGCAAUGUCCCGGCCUAUUUCAGCUCUCAUGCACUCAAGCUCUCCUGGAAUGGCAAGAAUCUGACCACUCACCAGUACCUGCUGUCUGAGGCUGCUCGCCAGCUGGGCCUCAAAACCCAGCACCUGCCCAUCUUUGCUGCCCUGCUUGGUAACCACAUUCUGCCAGAUGAAGACCUGGCUGCCUUUCAUUGGAGUCUCUUGGGUCCAGAACACCCUCUAGCCUCCCUUAAGGUAAGGGCUCACCAGUUAGUCCUCCCUCCCUGUGAGGUUGUGAUUAAGGCUGUAUCAGAGUACGUUGCAUCUAUUCAGGACCUUGGGAACCUGGAUGCUGUGGCCAGAGAUGUGUUCAAACAGUCUCAGUCUCGGACUGAAGAUAAAAUUGAAAGAUUUAAGAAGGCAGUGGAAUACUUUUCAGCGGCCAGUAAACCCAGACCUCUAACCAUGGGACCUUCUCCUUACCUCUUGCCAGGCUUUGGGCCUUGUCAGUUUGGUGGUCCUCCAGGCCACAUGGGGGCACUACAGUCUGGAAAAGCCCAGGUUGGUCCACCCCAGGUAUCAGGUGUUAAGGUGCCUUAUCCCGGUGGGCCCUAUGGCCCAGGCCCAGCCUCUGCCCUCCUGUUCCAGAACCCGCCUCCACCACUGCAGGAGUGCAAUGAUUCUCUUGUUGGGAAAAUGGGCUUUGGUGAUUGGUCUGCACCAUAUGAUUCCACUCAAGUUGGCAACCGACUGCCCAAUCACCACUCAGCUGCUCCUCCAGGCCCCUCCCCAUCCCCAUCAUCCUCUUCAGAUGGGGAAGAGCAAAAUGACACCAGCACUAAUCAUUUGACUGAUAAGUCCUCUAGGUGGGAAGAGCCCAGUGGCCAUGGUGGUGGUGCCUCUGGGGACGGUCCCCAAGGCAACGGGAGUGGACCAUCAAUUCCGUCGCUGCUGUCCAUGGCAACAAGAAGUCACAUGGAUAUCACUACUCCACCCCUUCCCCAGGUCAGCGCCGAGGUGCUACGAGUGGCAGAGCACAGACACAGACGAGGUCUCAUGUACCCACAGAUAUACCACAUCCUCACCAAGGGGGAGAUGAAGAUGCCAGUGUGUAUAGAGGACGAGUGUAACCCUGACCUGCCUCCUGCCUCUUUGCUGUUCCGCUCAGCACGGCAGUAUGCCUAUGGCGUGCUGUUUAGCCUGGCUGAGACCCAGCGGAGACUGGAAAGAAUGGCCAUGCGCAAGCGCGCUCCGCUAGAGGUGCCCCCAGUGAUAGUUAAGGAAUGGUGUGCCAGUAAGGCCAAGUCAGCCUUGACCCCUGAGCUAGUCCCAGCUAUGUGUUUCCGUGAGUGGACCUGUCCGAAUUUGAGGCGUCUGUGGCUUGGCCGUGCCUCUGAGGACCGUAGUCGACGCACACGGGCCUUCUUGGCCUGCAUGAGAUCAGACUGUCCUGCCCUGCUUAACCCGUCCUGCGUGCCAUCACACCUGCUGCUCAUGUGCUGUGUACUCAGGUAUAUGAUGCAGUGGCCGGGUGGCCGCAUUCUCCAACGCCAUGAGCUUGAUGCCUUUUUGGCUCAAGCGGUGUCCAACCAGCUCUAUGAGCCUGAUCAACUCCAGGAACUCAAGGUGGAGAAAGUGGAUAACCGUGGUGUGCAGCUGGCUUCUCUGUUCAUGAGUGGCGUGGACACUGCCCUUUUUGUGAAUGAUGUGUGCGGCCAGCCACUCCCAUGGGAUCACUGUUGCCCAUGGGGCUUCUUUGAUGGCAAGCUGUUUCAGAGCAAACUUGCCAAAGCUACCAGAGACAGGGCUGCACUGCUGGACAUGUGUGAAGGCCAGGAGGAGCUGGUGUCCAGAGUUGAGAAGAUGAGGCAGGCUAUUCUGGAGGGCAUCAACCUCUCUCGGCCUCCUCCACCACCCCCACCUUUGCCACCUCCAGCUUUCCUACCACCUUCCAUGGUGCCACCAUUCUACCCUAUGCACCCAUUGUAUCCGCCUAGACCCUUGGGCUCUAUGCCUCCUCCCCACCACCAGCACCGACCAAGAGCUUUCCCAGGUAUCCAGUCUAUACCUCCUCAAGGUGGGAAGCUAGAAAUUGCUGGCAUGGUUGUUGGCCAGUGGGCUGGAAACAAACCGGUGCGUGGCAGAGGAGGGUUCAACGUACAGGUGGUAUCAGUGGGAGGAGGAAAAGGAAGGGGUAAAGAAAUGAUACCAAAGGGAAGGGGAGGGAAGAAGAUUACCACAAAUCGAACACAGACUCUCUCAUCCUCACCUCCCUCAUCCAGCCCCCCAAAGCUGGCAGAGGAGCCCAAAACAGUGGGGCGGCCCGCAGAGAGAGCCGGCGUUGUAUCCCAGCAGCUGAACGGCAGCUCCUCAGGAAGCGCCACUGGCCAACCCGUUGACCUGCCAUCACUGGCCCAGCCAAUCCAGUGUGCCUUAGCCAGCAAAGACAACCAAUCAGGAGAUGGGGUGGAGGUAGAGGCCCCAUGUUGCCUUGACGACUGCUCGUCAGAUGGUGCACUACAAAAAGAGGAGUGAUUACAUCCUAUAGUUUAAGAGAAUGAGUGAGUUGAGAGGGAAUGUUCCAAGUUCGACUGCCUUUUUCCUUGCAAAACAUAAUUAGGCACAGUAGCCACUUCGUGUUGUUGUUAUAAGAAUAAUUUAUGAUGUUACACAUGCUGGAAACUAGAGAUGGACAGUGUGAGAAAGGGUGCGGUCUAUGUCACCUUAACAGUAGGUUCUGAUUUGGAACUGAGCAAAGUAAAAAAUCACAACCUUUUGAAUGCACAUUGCACUGAAUCUUUUCGAUUCUGGACCUCAGCCUUUCCACUGCCCCAUCAGGGUUGUAGCAUUGUGACAAGCUCUCAGUCUUUUCACCUUUCAACCAUUUCCCCCCCCCCGAUUUUAUUUUAGAACACUGGUUGGGUAUAUUUGUACUAUUGCCUAACGUGUGGUGACAGUAGGCCCUUUUUUUUGUCCAAAAUAUACUUUAAUUAAAUCCACAUUUACAGCCAGAGCAUUUUAGGAGAUCAUUUAAUCGUCCUAAAGCAUGUUUUAUUUAAUUCCAGAGAAGACAUUGCCACUUAAACUAAUGCUGUUGAUCACCCUGGCUGUCAGUCACACUUCAUGCAUUUGACAAUUAAACCAUGAGCUGUAAAGCAGAUUUAAUACACCAUGGACCUCCAACUCCCCAACUUAUAUACACAACAUUUAAUAGUUGGCAUGAGCUUUGUAUUGAAUAUUUCUUAAGUAGCAUGUUACACAUUGUGUUGACAUUUAGAAUUAUUUUUUAUAUGCAUUUAAAAUGCAUAGGUGUAGAUAAUAGGUCUCCUCCUCCUUUUUUCUUUUCUUUUUUAACACCUAUUUAUAGGGUCUCACCAAACAUUAUUGUAGUUGUUGGUAAAUGGAUCACAGUAGUUGUCAAAAUCUGCACGUUUUUCUUGUUUUAAACAAUGAUGUUUUUUUAAAUUUAUCCAUAGUACUUAAGCAGAAUCCCUGUUUCUAGUUGUAUUGCAGGUAAGGUUAAUAAUGAAUUAGGACCCUGUCUAGAGUUUAUAAAUUGUCUCUGAUUGAGCACUGUAUAAUGCGAGACACUCCAGUGCUGUCAUAAGUUGAUAAAGAGGGGAUUGUCCUCACAAAUUGUGAUAUGGCUACCAGUGAAUCUAAAGCUACUUGAGCAUGAGAUUAGCAUCAGAUUUUAUUCAUUGUUAGUCAGUAGCACUGUUUGUUUGAAUCGGCCCUUCAAGGGGAAUAAUUCUUUUUCAUCUAUUUCUUUUUCUUUCUUUUUUUUUAAUAACAUUACAGUUUGAAGUUUAAGCAUAAAUCAAUAAGGGUCCAAAAAAAAAAACCAACAAAAAAAACCCCACUUUUUUUAUUGCAGAAAAAUGGUUUGUGUCGCAUUGCUGAAGUAGAUUACAAGUUUCAGUAAUGCAGUUUCUGCUUAUCAAAAUGCUGAAAGGCGUGAUGUAAAGAAAGACGUGAUACUGACGAUAUACCAGUCAGGGAUGGUCUAGCUUUGCUGUCUCCACUCUCAGUAGUUUUUCCAUUCGGUAAAAAAAAAGUGUCUACUCUUUUUUUUUUUUUUUACUAUUUUAAUGAUCAUACAGCACUUGCGAUACCUAUUGACAGAGCAGCAAAUAGGGUUAUAAGUUUAUAUAUAUAUAUAUAUAACAAUUUUUUUUUUCUUUUUUUUUUUUAAAGCACCUUAAUGCCCCGAGAUAUAGAUAUUGAUAUGCAAGCCCCAGCACCAAAUGAUAAUGAAAAUGCUCUUUGAAACUUAUUGUAAUCCAACAUAAAGCACUUAUGUUCUGUAUAAUUACAGAUCAGUACAACUCCAGUUGUUAGAUUACGUAGAUCGAGGAGACUGGGUUAAAGAAGUGAAAUUAGAAAUCUUUUGACACAGGUGGGUGGAAAAGCACCCUCUCUAGUCAUUACAUUACAUUCAAAUAUGUUCUGUUUUUGUGACAUUAAACCCACACAUGUUUUUAGAACUGCCCAUGGACAUCGUGCACUUUUCAUAGAGCAUUUUAUUGAGGGGGAAAAUGGGUUUAAAGUAAUCCGUCUAACAUGAAAUUCCUCCUGCUUUGAAACACAAUUUGGCACCUUGACCCAAAGGGAACGCUCCUUUUGUAAACUAUUUUGUACUCGUAAUAAUAGGAAUGUUGGGAAUGAGCUUUGAUUUGUAUCAAAGAACAAAUACACUAGAGAGUUGCUCUUUUGACAAAUAAUUUUAAUUAGAAAUCUUUAAUACUGAAUUUCAUUAGUGUCUGUGCAGGCAUGUUAAUAAGAUGCACCUUAUUUUGUUACAAUAUACAAUAUAUGAAAAGCUCUAAAUAUAGCAGAAUGACAGACAUAUUUAUGUUUGUAUAUUCUAAAAGGUUUGCCGAAUCCCUUUCAUUAGUUUCACUCAUUUAAGUUUGUAUGCGUGUACCACAGAGAAAUACACAAAUAGUCAGCAGUAACCUUUUAAACAAGUGUUUGUCAGUGGCUACGUCCAAGUCCUUAAAAGUAAAGACAUGAUGUGACUGUCUUGGACGUACGUGAACCAUGAUACGUCGGUAUUAAUCAAGACUAUAGCAUUGCAGGUAGUGUACUUAAACCCACGCGAUACCGUACUAAACCGAUUAUUCUGACGUUCAGACGUCGGUUGUUGCAUUUAAAGAUGAAAUUUCAGCAGUGCUCACAAUGGAAGGGUUCUUCCAUCAUGAACUAAGCACACCAAGAAACAGGAAUACACACAAGCGCACUUGUUUGUACCUAUAAGCAAACAAUUGCAAAAAGUCUUUUUCAGACUGUAGAUCUUUUUUUCAGUUUUUAGUUUCCAUUUAAGGUAGACACAACUUUUAGUAACUUCGCUAAGCAGGCACCAGGUAUUUUCAUAGGAUACCAGUAAUCUCAGUUACAUAUAGCUUAAUCUUAGCCUCAACGAUAUGAACACACCACUAAUUCAGAUACACCCAGAAAUAAACAUAAACAUUUACACACACACACACACACACACGUGCAUAUGUAGAUGUUUUCUUUUAGAGAGACACCAGUUAGUACAAGAGAAAAAUGUACCGUUAUUUAGGAUUUCUUUUUGUAUUUGAUAUAGUUAAUUACUUGUAAUGCUUAAUUAGUGAUUUCAGAUGUGUGGUUCCCAAGUUACCCUUCGCAGAGCUUUUUAAUCUCGCUUUUAUGUAUUCGUUUUUUCCUCCACUGUCCUAACCUCUUUAUUUGCCAUUUUAAUCAGAUAUUUGUUGAGAGUUCAUUAUACCCAACAUAGAUGCAGAUGUAUGAUCAUUUACAGUAUUAAGUAUUUUAAGGGAUCUAUGUUCAGAUUUUUUUUUUUUAGGUACAGCCACCCCUUAUCAUAAUCCUUUUCCCCCUUUUAUCCUAAUCAGUCCUAUUCGAUCGGUGUUAAUAUAGAACGUGUGCGGAUUUAUUCAUAUGGCGUUAGUUACUGUACUGCACUAUUUGUUGCUGAUUUAAGAAAUCCCUAUCUUGAUGUUGAAUAUAGCGUUACUAAUACACACUCUCGCUGUUCACAUCCUUGCUUUCAGUAGUUUUACAAGAACAACCUGAUUUCUGCCCUAUCUUUUCUUAAAAAAGAAAAAAAAAAAAACCCACGAAAACCCCCUGGCCUCUUUUCUCUUCAUCAUGUCUAGACUCUCUUGUCUUUUCACUUAUGUCUUGGUUGUGGACGUUCUUGCCCCCGCUGCAGUGUUGUCUCCUUACCCCGUCAUACUAACAGUAAAGAUAAUAUUAACAACAAUAAUAAUUACGCUUAUAAUCAGUCUGUAUGUAAUCAUAGCCAGAAGUUGGAAACGGAUAUUUUCAGCGUUGAACAAAACAAAGCAAAAAAAAAAAAAAAAAAAAAAAAACCUACCAAAAAAACCAAAACAAACCUAACCAUCUUUGGUUUGAAAUUGUGAAAAUAGUUUUUCUUGCUAUUAAAAAAAACAAACAAAAAAAUAGUUAUUACUCCUUUCACUGUUGCUACAGUUAGUAUUAAAUGCACUUAGCACAGGUAGAUAUUUGAAACUGUAAUGAUUAUAGGUAUUUUUUACCUUAUUGCUAUUGUUUCAGACCACUUCACCAUUAGAAUUGAAUUGUAGCCAUUGGACUAAACCACAACUUUGUCGAACAUUUUUAGACGCUUCAAUUAAUCAGUGACGAUCAUUCAAAAGCCGAUCAAAUUCAACAUUCAACUAUUGCAUCCUUGCACAAAAUCAGAGUUCUCUCUGCUUCUAAAAACCAAAGUGCAUACUUUCUUACUAUUUGUCAACCCAAAUUACAGCUUUUGUUCGUUUGUGGAAAUCAGAGUUCUUCUAUUCAGUAAUUGAGACACACAUUAUGGGUCCAUUGACAAAUAUUAAAUGAAGGAAACAAUGUAUUUACAUUUUUUUUGGUGAAAUGUGGCUGAGGUGUGUGUUGUCCGGUUUCUUUGCUAACAUAGUUUUCUCUUUUAUGAAGCAUAGCCUCAGAUGCAAGUCUCGAUGCGGUUAAAAUCCUAGCACCCUCUACAGUUACAGUUUGGGAAAUGUAGCUUCAUCAGUAGUCGUGGUGAGGGUGAAUGUAAGCACAUAACUGUUAACUGGUUCAGCCACAAGUUAGCGUGAGUCCAUGCCUGUGCAUUCCUAUAGACUUGUGUCUUGAGAAUUUCUUUUUUUUUUUUUUUUUUGCUUUAAAACUCUUCCCUUCUAUCCUUGCUUUGAAGCCCUUCACGUCACAGGACCUCCUGUGUGCUUUUGACCGGUCUUUGUAAGGUUUUGAGCCCGUUAGCGAUAACAGCAAUGUGUUGUGUACAGUGGCACCUUGCCAUUCCCCCUACUUUUGCUAGAUGAGUGCCCUUGUUUUAUCCUCUUCUUUUUAGAGCAUGUUGCCCCUGCAAUGUUGUCGACCCCAGUUUUCUUUGUAGGCAACAUGCUCCGUCAUCCGAUCCGUUCACCAGGAUAAACGCGUUGAUGCAUGCAUCAAGGUCUCCAAAAGAACUUGUGUAGUGAAGGGUGAAAAUUCAUUUAUUAUUAUUGCUGUUAUGGUUAUGAUCGUUAUUAACAGUUUCUCAUUUUUAGUCAAAAAAAGAAAGCACCAGGUUGUUUGGGAAAGAAAUCUUUUUUAUUUGUCUUGCUGUUGUGGUCUGGAUUCACGAUGCAUUGAGAAGAAAGCCAAAAGGCUGAGAGAGAAAGAGUUGAAGUUGGCAGUCAUGUUUGUAUGGUUAGAAGAUGACUUACAGUGCUGAAAUAAAAUUUAUUCUUUUAGUAAAAAAAAA
This is a messenger RNA of Silurus meridionalis, 9864 nucleotides long. RefSeq names its product family with sequence similarity 120C (gene fam120c). The transcript is spliced from 16 exons. The coding region runs from base 1494 to 4652 and encodes 1052 amino acids. Gene Ontology annotation, cellular component: nucleus. The record is from RefSeq and is a predicted model, not a curated record. NCBI's taxonomy places the organism in Eukaryota, Metazoa, Chordata, Actinopteri, Siluriformes, Siluridae.